AUGGCGGACAAGAGCACGCAGAUCGUCGUCACUGCCUCAUUGUUCCUUCUUCUGACGUGGAUCGCGGUCGGGCUCCGUGUCUACUGCCGGGCGUAUCUGGUCCGAUCCCUCGGCAUCGACGACAAAUUGAUGGCGUUCCUCCUGCUCUGGUGGAUCCUCGAGCUCAUGAACGUGGUCUCGACGUGCCUGCUCAAGAUCUCGGUCGGCUUCUUCCUCCUACGCGUGGCCGUCGACCGCCCGCACGUCUGGAUCCUGCGCGUGCUGAUGGCCGGCACCGUCUUCUUCGGCGCCACGUACCUCGCCAUGGUCGCGGCGCAGUGCCGGCCCCUAUCGACGUACUGGACGCAGGGCCCGCGGACGCCGGGCCACUGCUGGCCGCGGCAGGUCAUCUACGUCAUGACCAUCGCGGCGACGGUCGUCAACACCGGCGCCGACUUCGUGUUCGGCACGCUGCCGUGGUUCAUCGUGCGGUCCCUCAACAUACCGCUCGGGAACAAGAUCGUGGUGGUGUGCAUCCUGGGGCUGGCCGCCAUGACGUUCAGAGGAAGCACGGCAACGAUAGUGCGGGCGUUCUACAUCCCUUCGCUGCUAGAAAGCGACAACUUCUUGUACGAGACAUCGGGCUUCGCCAUCUGGAGCACGGUCGAGCCAGGCGUAGGCAUGAUAGCCGCCUCCAUAGCGACCCUCCGCCCCCUCUACCGACUCAUCGUAUCCAAGCUUCACGGCUCGCUGGGCAGUCGGAACCCCAGGGCAGCUGAGCGCGAAAUGCGAGCGAGGCAGCAGGCUCGGCGCAACGAGACAAGGCGCAUGGUCCGGCGGGCGCACAAUCUCGACACCGAGAGCGGGCCGGUCGGUACGGACAUCAUGUCGCCGCGGGGCAUCUUCGAGGUCGAACCCCGCCUCGGGGAGAGCAGCAAGUACACGAACUCGACGAACCGCGUGGAACUGAGCCAUAUCGCCACUAUCCCCGAAAGCGUCGGCGUGGUCAACCCCAAUAGUCGAGAGUCGUCCGCGAGACCCGAGGGCGACCCGGGGCGAGCCAGGGAACCUACAGACGGUGACUCUGGGGGAAGUGGAAGUAGAGAGCCGAGGGAACAUGGUAGUCAAGUAGAGGAUGUUCGAGAGUUGUCCUCUGGCUUGUUUUCGCCCCGGAUUGCGUGGGAACCGCCUCAGGUCUCGCCGUUCUCAUCAAGCUGGAGUUUGCGGACUCGCGACAGCCGUCGCAGUUCACAGAAUGGUGCGAGAACAGGGGCUCAGAAAUCAGAAACCAUCGACCGCAUGAAGCUUGAUGGACACGUUCAACCUUGA
Molecule: messenger RNA, 1308 nt
Organism: Colletotrichum higginsianum IMI 349063
Lineage: Eukaryota; Fungi; Ascomycota; Sordariomycetes; Glomerellales; Glomerellaceae
Product: Integral membrane protein
Exons: 4
Coding region: 1-1308 (435 amino acids)
Source: RefSeq, a predicted model, not a curated record